AUGUCCGUCUCUCUAUCUUUAGAGCUGUCCUCUCCGUCCUCCUCCAUGCAGUCAUCCUCCAUCUAUUCCGACUACAGUCAAGACGGAGAGCCGCAGAGCCAGAGCCAAGUCUACACCAAAUCCGCGCCAAAGUUUGCGUCCAAAAAGUCCCCGUUCCUCAAGUAUCCAGCCGGCAUCCAGCGUCUCACCCGCCGCGGUCUUUGUACCUAUGGCAUCAACACGGGACCAGUACCUGAUGACACAGACUGGACCAAGCUCACUGUUGCUAUGCUCAGGGAGCAGCUUGUCAUGCGUGAGAUGCCGGACCACGGCAAGAAGGCUGUCCUCGUCGAGAGACUCGAGAACUUGGAGACGUAUAAGCCUGAGGCUGUUGCUAUCAGAGACGCUCCUGACGACAAGCCAUUUGGCCCUAUCUCCAGGAAUGCCAGCAGCAACGGCGAGAAGCGUUUCUUUGUUGACAUGGGUGAUCAGAGCCACAUUAGUGCUGUCAAGAAGGCGAUGAAGGAAGACAUGUUUGUGAUCAAGCAGUCCGACGAUUUUGAUGGUGGGGUCAGCAUUAGCGUUCAUGGAGGCGGACCCGAUACAUACGGGGUGACUAUCGGAAGUAGAACCUCAUGCACCUGCUCGAGCAUGAUGUUUCGACCCCGGAGCAACUGCAAGCACAUCAUCUAUGUCAUGACGCAUGUCUUUCGGGCCCCAGCUGAGCUCCUCCCGCAGAGAACCCUCUUUACCGAGGAGGUCAUGAAGCUCUUUGACCGCGCACCCAAAAUCCGCUUCACCGCAGUGGAGGCUAGCAUGGACCCCUCCAUGUCGGAUGGUGUUCCGAAGUCCAAGGACGGCAAGUCCUGCCCUGUCUGUUUCAAGCACAUUGGCAAGGCAGAGACAGUGUGUUGUGGCAAGUGUGGAAACCACACGCACUCGUCUUGCUUCGGCAUAUAUACGCGACAGUACGCCGGAUGGAGCCUCACGUGUCCUGUUUGUCAAGGUGGCUGGUCCGUCGCAGCUGUUUAA
Messenger RNA from Colletotrichum orchidophilum, 1011 nucleotides. RefSeq names its product SAP domain-containing protein. The coding region runs from base 1 to 1011 and encodes 336 amino acids. Gene Ontology annotation, molecular function: zinc ion binding; ubiquitin protein ligase activity. The transcript has 3 exons. The record is from RefSeq and is a predicted model, not a curated record. Lineage: Eukaryota; Fungi; Ascomycota; Sordariomycetes; Glomerellales; Glomerellaceae.